Messenger RNA from Microplitis demolitor, 4102 nucleotides. RefSeq lists its product as hypothetical. The transcript is spliced from 7 exons. NCBI's taxonomy places the organism in Eukaryota, Metazoa, Arthropoda, Insecta, Hymenoptera, Braconidae. The coding region runs from base 861 to 1727 and encodes 288 amino acids. The record is from RefSeq and is marked provisional.
AAGCCUGGGCCCGUCGUACUUUCCUAUCUGGGUGUAUGUAUAGGGGAGACCGGAUGUAGUUGUCAAUACGGUCAUUGGUGGUAAUUGUCGUGAAGAAUUGCAAAGGUACCACUUCUCUUUCAAUGCCGAUUCUUCAUCGCUGAGUCAACCAUACCCGGUCUUCCGUACUCAUUUUCAUUCAAGCCCUUACUACGACAAGGUUACUAUGAAUGAAUAAAACGUGUUUUACUAUGACAUUACAACGCCUACAGAGUUUUGAUCAUAAAUUACAUGUUUCUUUAAUAUGAAGAUAAAUCUCCGUAAUAGCUCAGUAUAUUUAUCUAUAAACACUGCGGAGUACUGAUCUUACCUAACAAACAAGUUUUUACAAACAGGUUGAUGUUAUCCUUUAAAUUUAUAAUGCGUUUCAUUUUCGCAUCUUUGAAAUACGUAAAUAAACUUAUGUGAAGUACGUAAUAUUUUAUUAAUUCAAUAAACUAGCUAAUACCGAAGUGUGAAUGAAUAGAAAAUCUUGUUUACGACAAAAUGACAACUUAUGUGAUAAAGAUCUGAAUUUAUUGACAGUUUUUUUUUAUUUAUACACGUUUAGAGCCCACAUAAAAACUAUUACUUAUUUUAUAGAUAUCUUUGAUAUAUUUAUUACUAUUAUUCUGGUCGAUGGUGCAAUAAGAACAUUAUUUUAAAUAACGUGAGCAUAGUUUGUUUAACUAACGCCAAUAACUGUUUUAGAUAAUUUAACUAUCCAUUUUAAUUUAUGAAUGAAAAUUGACAUCGGUAUCUAUUUUGCUUCGAUGUAGGUCUUUUGCAUAAUUUAGGGUCAAGUUCAGACCGCGAUAACCGGACGCUAUUAAUUGAAUAAAAUGGCAUCCGUGAUAGUGCGUCUUGAGCAAACAAGAGUGAAAUUGAUUCAUUACACGUUAAUGAUUGCCCAACCACCAGAAGUACGACCAUACGGUUUGCUCUGUACUUCCAGAAAUGAGUCAGAACAUUUGACGACGCGUAUAACCUUACUGGUUACAGCCUUCAUGCUUCUCUUCAUCAUGGGCACUAUAUUCUUCAGUUAUUAUGUAGCAGUAUACGUCACAUCUUUCAUAGAGCGUGGUGUCAAAGUUUCAAUCUCGGUACCGGAAGAAUAUCGACCCAGACUUCAUAUGAAAAAAGCAAAGAGCGGCAAACAGAUCAUUGUUAUUCAAGCAAUGGAGGAAGAAUAUGCAACUAUUGUGUACGUUGAGUUGGCUCAAAAUAUAUAUGUGCCUUACGAAUGGCCAAUUCGAGGGAUUGAAAAUUUAAUUUUAGUUUUGGCGGAAAAAAUAAUUUCCCAAUUUGAUUUUGCGAGUCCUAUUCUACAGGUUAAAAAUAUACCAACAAGAUUGAUGCAACAUACCAAAACAAACGGUUUUCUACAUGUAUUUCAAAAAGUGUCGAAAGAAGAGAUGAUUGGCUCUUUUGUUUAUGACAUAGUGUUGCCUAAAGAAGAAGACAGUAUUCACAUGGAGAUGACCCGCGGAAAUGGCAUCAAAAAAGGAUCAUGGCCAAAUUACGUGACGAGCUUCUGUCCAAGAGAUAACAAGAUAUCAUACCAUCUAAUUCCUCCACGAUUUAGUGGGGAGUGUUAUUUAACGCAAAUGCUAACAAACAUACCUUGUGCUCGCCACGGGAAAUUGGACGGUUUUCCAAAUGAGUGUACAAAACACGAAGAUGCAGUCAAAAGCAACGGUGUUGCUUGAGCAGCUACAGAAAACCAAUUUAUGUAAGUAGUUUUUAUCUAAAGUUUUAGGGUUUUGGUCAUUUGUUCAGUCAUGAUUUAAUUAUAGAAUCCCUGCUUCGAAAGUUUUAUUCAAGUGCGUUAGAUAACAGUGGGUGAGCGACUUAUUGUCGAUGUUUUAACUAUAUCACUUUUCACUUCAUAGGGUGGUUAUCAUAGCCAAUUGAUUAUGUAAAAAAAAGGCUAUUUCGUGAUACAUACUCUUACUUCACCAACCUAAAAAUAUUAUGGCUAUUUUUUACUAUUUACAUACUUCAAAGAAUGAAAUUUCUAUUACUGACUUGCGUGACUGUCUAUACCUACAUAUAUGACAGGACUAGGGGGGGAUUGUGACGGCUCAUGCUUUUUUUUUAUCUAUGAAAUACAUUAUACAUAAUUAUCUUCAUACAUUAUUAAUUGUUUCUAUUCCUUUUUGGAGUUUACAAAUAGUAUAUGUAUUUAUUUUGUCUCGAAUUAUAAAAUAUGAUAUGUUGUUUCGUGGUAAAAAUUGCAAAUAGCGUUUGGACGGCUCACGCGUUCAGUAUAAUGCGCAUAUAAGUAGAUGCCAUUAACCUCUGCUGCAUUUGUUGACAGUGUAAUAUAUGUGUAAUAUUAGUUAUUCAUUAUUAAUAAUUUUUGUGUAGAUUUUCUGUAUGUCAUUAGUCUGACAAUUGACAAAUCUGGUGUUGAUCUUAUCCGGAAUUCGCCAGUAGUGUUGCGUCAUAAGUCUAAUAGUAAGACUUCGUGGUCCGAAAAUUAGCAUCAAUUAGUUGCGAUCGAGGUCAACAACUUGUUGUCAGCUGUCCUAGAACGUUGGUGUCAAUCCACUGCUGCAACCUGUAGCCAACUUUCUGGAAAAAUUGAAGGCACCCUUUUGUCAAUUAGUGGAAUGUCUCUUGUUACCACGAACUUUCUUAGAAAGUUGGCAUCGACAUUUCAACAUAUGGAAAUGCCGAUUUUUAUCGUGUUUACAUUAGCAGCAUUUCUAUGUUUAUCUAUUUCAUAACAGUGAGGUAAUAUCAAUUAUUUUUUUUAUUUUGUUUCAGAUAAGCCUUCACAAUGAACCCUGCGUCAUGGCAUCGCGCUACUUUUGGCUGUCAAUGUGCAAUGUCCAUUCGUCUUAACUAUUAUUAAGAUAUUAUUUAGUUGAUUAUUAUUAAGAAACAACUUUUUCUAUUUGUUUAGUUAUUAAGUAAUCGUAUUAUAGGUAAGGUGAUAAAUAAAACAAUUGAAAGAAUAACUGAGUUACUUUCUUUCUAUUCCCUGAAUUAAAUAUCGUAAUAUAUAGUAAGAAAUGAAUGAACUAGCAGGUAGUUUGCUGAUUUACCUGUAUACUGAUGAGAGUUACUAAAUAGUUUCAUUCUUAAAGAAGUAUUCUCUUAGCGAGAAUAAAUCACUCAGCACUAAAUGUAACAUUGUCUGAUCGGCAUUAUAAGCCCUUUAGCGCUUGCCCUUAAAACCCCACUCUAUGCCCAACUAUAACACCCACAACAGGGGUACAGUACAGAGAAAAACUGAUUUUUUUCCUUUCAAUGUUCCCCUUAGCGUGUAAACGAUCCUAACUACAGCACUAAAUACAAAGUAGAGUUUCAAUGACUGGGGAGACGUAGUAACACUACUACAAGGAGAAAUUGUUCUUAUUUGGAGGCUAUGGUGUCACAGUAGUGCCGGACCAUGUUGGCCACCUGUCAGAAAUGGAAAUUAAAGCACGCAAAAAUUACUAUGGCCACCUAGAAUCAACAUCGAUUAUAUCACAAAUGACUGUAAGCAUAGGAUAUUUUAAUAUGGUCAUAGCAAUUUCUGCAUGUGGUUAUUUCAAUAUCCGACAGGUGGCCAACAUAGUCCGGCACUACUAUGUAUAUAACACCAUAGCCUUCCAAACAAGAAUAAUUUCGUGUACUAUUACAUUGCACGCAUACAAAUCCACGACGCUAUUCGGUUUGCACCUCCCCCCCCCCACUCGACGUACACCGAGAUGUUUGAAGGCUCCCAAACGCUAAAAGGUUAGAUUUAGAGGAUGCAAAAUAAUUUUUAAUGAACAUAUUUACUUUUGAAUCUCGCAUUUUAUUCUCUUUAUUCGAUUCAACAAAAAUGUACUUGUAUUUUUCUAAAUUACAAUGAAAUAUCACUUCAUCUUGUCAAGUCACACAUACCUUAAGAUCUAAAUAACAAUUCAAGGUCACUCGCAUUCAUUAACCACGGAACUCACAGAAAAUAUAUAUCUUCGUGUUUUAUAGCCUUAUCAUUGUACCUAACUCUAUAAAUUAAGAUUUUUAUAACUUUAUACAAGCAAAUAUACUUGUUGUUUAUUAUCCCAGCACGUCUUGAUUUUGUAUUCUUGGAAAUAUUUUAUUAUUU